AACACCUCCUUAACGGUUCUCAUCAUCAAUCAUGACAAAAAAGGAGAGCAAAGUUUCCAGGAAAGAGAGGUCUCAAAGAUUCUCUUCCCACAAGAGGAGCAAUGACUAUGUCUAUGAGGAGGAGGAGGAGAAUCUGAAGCGCCUGAAAUUGGAUUUGACAGAGUGUAGAGUGCAAGCAGAGUGUCAAGAGAACAUGCUGAGAGAACUGGACCAUGUUAGAUCUGAUCUCAUACACAUUAGAGAGAUUAAUCAGAUGGUGAUCCAGAGAAACAUGCAUGUUCUUCAGUUGCUUGAUCUUCUUAUGCUUGUGAUAAUCCUUGAUGGGUCAGUUUCCCUAAGUUAACCGCCGCUGUAGCAGAAGGGGGAGAUGCCAAAA
Molecule: messenger RNA, 376 nt
Organism: Tripterygium wilfordii
Lineage: Eukaryota; Viridiplantae; Streptophyta; Magnoliopsida; Celastrales; Celastraceae
Exons: 3
Coding region: 32-343 (103 amino acids)
Source: RefSeq, a predicted model, not a curated record